Messenger RNA from Quercus lobata, 1225 nucleotides. RefSeq lists its product as uncharacterized. The record is from RefSeq and is a predicted model, not a curated record. Bases 59 to 1225 code for a protein of 388 amino acids. Lineage: Eukaryota; Viridiplantae; Streptophyta; Magnoliopsida; Fagales; Fagaceae. The transcript has 3 exons.
UUCCAUUAUUCACUGUCUAAAGUUUAAACUCCAAUUUCUCUCUCAGAUCUGAAGCUCUAUGGAAACUCGUCUCGCAGACUCGGCUUCCGAACUCAGCCUCACCACCACCACCACCGCCACCGCUACAGAGUCGGAGAAAGCGUGGCACUUCCUCGCGAUCCUCCUAUCUCUAGGCCGACCGGCUCCCCCAGCCGAGCUCGCUUCCCGAUGUGCCUUGUUCCGCGCCACCUCCGACCUCGUCGAGUCGCUAUGCUCCAUCCCUAACUCGCCGCUCUUCUUCACCGCCGAUCUCCACGUCACUCUCUCCCCGCUCGCCCUAACUUCUCUCGCUCAGUUCGCCACAACUUCCAAUUUGAUUCACCUCUUCUCGCCUUCGCGGAUCCGCAUCGGAGUUCCCCAAGCCUAUUGGCUGUGGAAUCAGAUCGAUUUUGUCACAACGUGCUCUCGGAAGCGCAAACUGAUUUCGUUUUCGGAUUGUGAACUUUCGCCAGUGCCGAAAAGAAGAGCGAUUUUGAAUUACACAGUUGCAGAAGAAGAGGAAAAAACGUCGUCGUGUUCGCGGAAAUCAAUUCAGUAUGUUUGUCCAAAGGUGCAGCUUCAAAUGGCUGACGAUAUUUGUAGGAGCAUAAACAUGCAGCCGAGUAACAUGUCAGUAAUGGUGAAUAAGUUGAUGCUCACACCCUCCAUGUUUGCCAAAUCCAGUGCUGGUCAACUAACUUGUAAACUGAAGAACCUGGAAUAUGUAGAGGGUGACAUUAAUUCAAGCAUACUUCUGCAAAGGACGGUGACUAAAUCAAUAACAGCAUGUGAGCCUGAUCCAGGAGCCACUCUUCCAGAUACCAUUUUGGACCAUCCAUUUCUGUGUGAAGAUGCUAAAAUAAAUGAUUUUGAUCUCGGAAGUAUAGCGAAUCUUGAUGCCAGAUGUUGCCCACUAGAGGCUAGGGAUGUUAAUGAUGCUUCUAAAGCUAGACAAGUUAUAGUGUUUGAAAAUGAAAGCAUUAUGGAAGGCCAGGAGGAAGAAGAAUUUGUGGAUUCUGUAACUCUUAAAGGGGAAACAGAAAACCCUUUACGCCUGUUUAAUACUGUUCUUUUGGACCUUUUGCCUGAAAAUGAUUUGAAGAAUGUGAAUUCUAUUGAUAUGAUGUCUUUAAACAAAGAGCAAAAACCUACACAUUUAGCAAAAACCUACACAUUUGGAAACCCGGGCUGUCUCUCCAGGAGCUGA